AGCAAGAAAUUUGGAGAAAUUAAUAAAAUUCCCUGUCAAAAAUUAUUUAUUAGCAACUUUAGGAGAAAUGAAUAACAUCACAAAAUUUUCUGUACGAUAAAUGUUGGUAAAUAUUAUUGUGUCAUUAGCUCAAAUUGUAAACAACAGAAAAUAUCAUUUAAAAUAACAACAAAAUUGUACAACAUCGUCAUCAAUAUUAUUAUUAUUACUAUAGUAUUAUCGUCAUUGUCCAGAAGUUCGUGAGCUCAAAAACACACGACAGAGUCUAAAGGUUAUCGAAUUUUAAUCUUCAGAUAACAGAUGAAAAACUCUAAUAGGAAUGGAAAAAACGGAUCGAAUUACUAUUAAAAAAAAUAACGAGACGUUUGAAAAAAAUAAUUACAAAGGACGUGAUACAACUUCUCAAAUUCCAGUUAUUCCAGUGCCUAGAGCAAGAUAUCCAAGAAAUGAUAAAGAGAUGCGCGAUUAUAAGAGGCUAGAUACUGCCGAUAAUGGUGAUAAUGAUGAUGAGGAAGAAGAUGACAGGUCAAGUGAUCAUCUAGUGAACUCGGGAUUAAUUUGUGCCGCUUGUCAUGUCAGUGUCAGUUCCACGAAUCUCAGAGAUAAUAACAUCAAUUAUGAGCAAGCACUUGCUUGUUCACAUGGACAUUUUCUUUGUCAUCGAUGCGUGCAACGUUUCGCCAUUCGACCCGAUAUAGGCUGCCUAAUUUGUGCGACAGAAUCCCAAAAUUCGCCAUAUCCACAAAACAAUAAUUACGACGCAAGUUUGGAACCGAUUCAGAGUAAAUCUUCCAUGCUACAACAGAAACGACCAGAUGAGAUUUAUCCCUGCCAACGAAAUCGUUAUGCACCGAAUUUAUCAACCGGAAUCGGCAAAAUGCAAAACACUGUAAUCAACAAUGCAAAGACGAUAAACUCAAUUUUCGAAUAUGGAACAACAGAUCAUGGCGACACGAGGGAGGAUCGUUUAAUAUACGAGAGCAGAAUGCAACGAAAGAGCUAUUGCAAUCUAAUGAGACGCGACGAAUCGAGCCCAUCAAAUACCGAUCUAAAAAUUAAUUGUCACAUGAUUCAGGAAUGUUCACGACGACCGAUACGAUGUCCACGUCUUGAUUGUGCACGAACUGUUGCUCUCUCAGCUCUGACUCAUCAUUUUUUGUUCGAUCAUCCCGAGGUGCCUGUGUUUAGUGUCGAACCUGGCGUUAAAAAUACUCUAUUGGUCAGUUUUUCGUCUCUUACCUACGGCUCGUCGAGGUGUCUUGCACUGUUGCUCGUCUCUGGAAAAGUAUCGGGCGCUGCAGCGACACUAUUUAGUGGAAAUCAGCUUCAUCCGAAAUACAGAAAUCGUUUACCACUACCGGUACUGGCGGCUCGUUUGAAGAUCAUCGAUCAGCUGAAUUGUCAGGACGAGACAAAAGCUGGAGGUGAGGGUCCUUCCUGUGGCGAUAUCAUAAUAGCCUGGAUUGCCGGUCUCGAUUUAUCAGGCUCAUCCUCUGGAGCAUUACGCUGCAGUAUUCAAGCAGUCGAUGGUUUACAAUCGGAAGUAAUCCGAUCGUUAACGUACUGUGGACCAAUUAAUUCCCUCAGACGAGCUCAACGUCCACACGAUAUCUUUAUGGCCGGUGAUUGCGUUGUUCUUCAUGAGGGACUCGUCAAUCAACUUUCGUCUGGAUGCGACAAUUUCAUAGUCAACGUGAUUGUCCAUUGAAACGUCUAAAUUCCACAAAUAUUUCGUCUCCAAAGUUUCUGUUCUCAUUCGACUUGUCAUAGCUGGAGGACGGGCAUAGGCCUUGGGAAUGAAACCAUAUUUUCGUGUUUUCGGGGCAUACGCCCAAAGCCAACCAUCCACCGUUUGAUUACCGAGAUCAGCAUAAAUCCAAUCAGCACGUCUC
Messenger RNA from Leptopilina heterotoma, 1892 nucleotides. RefSeq lists its product as uncharacterized. The record is from RefSeq and is a predicted model, not a curated record. The coding region runs from base 320 to 1708 and encodes 462 amino acids. The transcript is spliced from 6 exons. Lineage: Eukaryota; Metazoa; Arthropoda; Insecta; Hymenoptera; Figitidae.